Messenger RNA from Stylonychia lemnae, 327 nucleotides. The record is from the annotation of a GenBank genome assembly. Lineage: Eukaryota; Ciliophora; Spirotrichea; Sporadotrichida; Oxytrichidae.
AUGCCUCCCAAGAAGAAGAAAGCCACUGGUGAUGCUGCCAAAGGAGAAAGAGUCUUUAAGAACUUAUGCGCUGCCUGCCACUCACUCUCUGCCCAUUCAACUGGUCCAGCUCUAGGUGGUCUUCCAGGAAAUAACAUCGCUUCUGGAGAAGGAUUCAACUAUUCAUCAGCUCUUGCUGCUAAAGCUACGCUUAAGUGGACAGACGGUAACUUAGAUAAAUGGCUAAAGGCCCCUGCUGAGUUCGCUCCAGGUAAUGGAAUGGCCUUCGCUGGUAUUGCAAGUUCUAAGGAUAGAGCAGAUAUUAUCGCUUACCUUAAGGGAGGCUGA